This is a messenger RNA of Bombus terrestris (buff-tailed bumblebee), 1067 nucleotides long. RefSeq names its product RNA-binding motif protein, X-linked 2. Lineage: Eukaryota; Metazoa; Arthropoda; Insecta; Hymenoptera; Apidae. Gene Ontology annotation, biological process: mRNA splicing, via spliceosome. The record is from RefSeq and is a predicted model, not a curated record. Gene Ontology annotation, molecular function: RNA binding. Gene Ontology annotation, cellular component: U2 snRNP; precatalytic spliceosome; catalytic step 2 spliceosome. Bases 248 to 667 code for a protein of 139 amino acids. The transcript has 4 exons.
ACUCAUUGGACGAAUCAUGAAUAGAAGCUGACAUGACGUCAAAGUAAUCUGUCAAAUAUGCUAAAAACGCUCAGCUUUAUAUACGCAUAAUUCUUGAACCGCUGAAUUCCUAAAGUAAAGACUUGCAUUUUUGGAUUUAACGUAUUAAAAACUACUAGAUUGGAAUGAAAAAGAAAAUAAUUUUAUUUCCACUGAGGCGAAGCUCACUCCAAUAAUUUUAUUUCUAUUAAACCGGAGUUCAGUUAAAAUGAAUCCUUUAACAAACGUAAAAAAUAUAAAAAAGCUUGGAGAACAAGAAUUAGUAAGUAAUAGGAGUAUAUCUUGGCAUGAUCAAUAUGGAGAUAGUGCUUGGAUCUUUAUUGGUGGAUUACCAUAUGAUUUAACAGAAGGUGAUGUUAUAACUGUAUUUUCUCAAUAUGGAGAAGUAGUAAAUAUAAAUUUAAUUCGGGAUAAAAAUACAGGAAAACAAAAGGGAUAUGGUUUUUUAUGCUAUGAAAAUCAAAAAAGUACAGUAUUAGCUGUUGAUAAUUUAAAUGGUAUUAAGAUCUUAGGCAGAAUAAUAAGAGUUGAUCACGUAGCAAAUUAUAAAGCACCGAAAGAUUCAAAAAAUGUUGAUGAAGAGACUAAGCGGUUAAGAAAAGAAGGUUGUGCUCCCAAAAAUAUAUAGUAAAAAUUGUGAUAAUUAGUAUAUCAUUAUUAGAUUGCUGUUGUUUAUGCAUUGACACUGAAUGCAAAUAUGCAAAAAUGAACAAGACAAUGAGUAUAUAUGUACAAAAAUAUAAAAAGUAAAAUAUAUAUUACAAGAUAUUUAGAAGAGAAAACAUACUUUUAUUGAGGUUUAGACGCUAUAUCAGUGUCAAUAUAAAAAUAUAAAUUUGCAUAAACAUCUGCAAUCUAGUCAUUACUUUUAGUACAAAUGAAAUCCGUAUAAAAUAUUAAAAUAUAAUUGUAUGUAUUAAACCUUUGUAAAUGUAUUUAAAUAUUAUUUUUAAAACAAAUUGUAGUUAAAACAAUAAUUUAGUUGCAUUUAAAUGUGGAGUUAAUGAACAACGCCAAUUUCGUUAAUA